UGGAGUCCCGGUUCCUGAGGAGAUCCGAAGGCUUCUGGGAAGCGCAGUCCAAAGCCGGCCCGUCUCCUUCUGCGCAGCCUCAAAAGUCUCUGUGGAAAGACGCCUUGGUGGGUAUUGCAGCUCCGUCCUUCCACCGGAAGUGUCCGAUCGGAACCAGCCCUGUGGGAGAGGAGAGCUCUUUAAACUAAAAAAGGCCUUUCACAGAGCAGAAGUGGGAUUCUGAUCAUACAUUUUAUCUCAAGAUGACAACAGAAUCAAAGAAAGCUGCAGCUCAGAACCUUCAAAAGGAUGAAGGACUUCUGAUAGUGAAGAUUGAAGAGGAAGAUUUUGUCUGGAAGCAGGACACUUGCUUACAGAGAAGUGAUCCCCUCAGGCAGGAGCUCUGCCGACAGCUGUUCAGGCAGUUCUGCUACCAGGAUUCCCCAGGACCCCGCGAGGCACUGAGCCAGCUGCGAGAGCUCUGCUGUCAGUGGCUGAAGCCAGAAACCCACUCCAAGGAGCAGAUCCUGGAGCUACUGGUGCUAGAGCAGUUCCUGACCAUCCUGCCAGGGGAUCUACAGGCUUGGGUGCAUGAACAUUACCCAGAGACUGGAGAGGAGGCAGUGACCAUACUGGAAGAUUUAGAGAGAGGCACUGAUGAAGCAGUACUCCAGAUUCCAGUCUGUGGACAUGGACAAGAACUAUUCAGGAGAAAUGUGGCACCUCCUGGACCACCACUUAGUGUCCAGUUCCAGCCAGUGAACACCAAGGUCCUUCAUGGUUCUUCAGAACCCCAACUCCUACUGGACCGUGACAAUGAGAGUGAAAACAGUGGAUCCAUGCCAGAGCUGGAAAUUUAUGAGAGAAUGGAAUCGCAGAGAAUUAUAUCAGGAAGAAUUUCAGGAUUUGUGUCAGAAGGACCUGCUGAGCCUCAAGACAUCUGUAAGUCUACAGGCAGGUUAAAGAGACAACAGGAAAAAGAAUCAGGGGAGUCUCAAAAACCAUCAUCAGCUCAGGAUGGAGGUUUUAGUAAAAUUCUCACCCACAAAAAUACACUUACAGGUGAAAUAAUAAGCCAUGAUGGUUGUGAGAGAAGCUUAAAUCUGAACUCAAAUGAAUUUUCACACCAGAAAUCUUGUAAACACAGUACCUAUGACCAAAGUUUCAAAUGGAAUUCAGAUUUUAUUAAGCAUCAAAGAAUUUACGCUGGAGAAAAAAUUCACCAAUAUGGAAAAUCUCUCAAGAGCCCAAACCUUAUUAAACAUGCAGCAAUUUUCAGUGGAGAGAAAAUCCAUCAGUGUAAUGAAUGUGGGAAAGCCUUCAGACACAGCUCAAAGCUUAUUAGGCAUCAGAGAAUCCACACUGGAGAGAGACCUUAUGAAUGUAAUGAGUGUGGGAAAGGCUUUGGGGGGAGCUCAGAUCUUACUAGACACCAGAGGAUUCACACUGGGGAAAGACCCUUUGAAUGCAAAGAAUGUGGGAGAGCAUUCAGCCUGAACUCACAUCUUAUCCUGCAUCAGAGAAUUCACACCAGAGAGAAACCCUAUGAAUGUAGUGAAUGUGGGAAAACCUUCAGAGUGAGCUCACACCUUAUUCGACACCUGAGAAUCCACACUGGAGAGAAACCCUAUGAAUGCAGUGAGUGUGGGAGAGCCUUCAGUCAGAGCUCACACCUUAGUCAACAUCAGAGAAUUCACAAGAGGGAAAGCCUAUUAAUGUAAAGAACUUAAAUUCAUAAGGAAAUAGCAAAACGUGAAAAACAUUGAAUAAAAAAUAAAUACUGGGUGAGAUGAAUGACUGUAAGACCGAUGUCUCUUUAUUCUCUCUCUCAUUCUCAGUUUUCUGUUCUGCAUAUGAUCUUCACCUGUAUGUGUCUGCUUUCUGUGAGACAGUGUUCUCUCUCUCAUUCUCAGUUUUCUGUUCUGCAUAUGAUCUUCACCUCUAUGUGUCUGCUUUCUGUGAGACAGUGGAUGUACCUCUUCCGUUGACCGCUAAAAUCAAACCAAAAUAGCAGAAUUUGGGGGAGGCUAUUAAAUGGGUUAGUCUACGGCAAUGAAAAUAGAAAAAGAGGACGCUCUUGGGAAAUAACCAUGAUUACAGUGUGGGGGGAAGAAGAUUCAGAUAAAGAGACUGAUCAUCAACUCUAGUUAAUGAUUCUCCACAAGAGGAGGUAGGCUAAGCCUAGGAAUGGAAUAGCUUGAGCAAGGUACUGCAGAACAGUUCUUUCGGAAGAUUCCUUUAAAGAAUGAAGUCACAGCACAACUAAAUUAGACAGUCACGUCAAACAAGAGGACAUAUGCAGUGGUGGCAUUCCAGUAUGUAAGCCAAAAUCUGUGUUCAGAGGUCAUGCCAGGAAGUGAACAACUGGAAGAGCAUUUAAAGCAAGAGGCCAUAAUCCAGAGAUUCAAAUAAGACAGGAGGGGAAUAGAAGCAAAUUAGGCAAGAGCUAGGGUUAGAGGUAAGGAAAGGUGUUCAAAUUGAAAUAAACCUUAGAAUUUGGAGGAGAUACACAGUAGUAUAACUGGGAUUAUACUGCUAUGUACGCUGUGAGGCUUUUGGCACCCUCCUGGGGUAGGUGGAUAGAGAGUGUAGUUCUGGGGAGCUCUCUUGACAGAAAUAGGGUUCUCUGGCUACUGACAAUUGUGGAAGAGGGCUGAAGGAAUUAGUACUAAAAAUAUAGGUCCUGAAACUUUAUUUCAUUGCUGCCGGCUGCUAUUCUCUCAAAAAAAGACCUAGAGGAAAAAAAAUAAAAUAAAAUAAAAAUUAAAAAAAAAAAGACCUAGAGGAGAGUGUAGAAAGGGUAGGUAUCUGAGAGAAGAGUGGAGAGGAAUCUGCAACAAGUUGGAACUCUACCAAUGAUUUCAGGAUAUAAAGGUGAAUCCUGCUCUACUUGUUUUACCUUUUAGAUGAGGCACAUUUGAACUAAUAUGAGAAAUAAAAACAUAUUUAAGGCCUAAAUAUUCUAUAGUAUAUAAUGCUUUUAUAUGAAAACUCUGGCUAGAAACAGAACUUCCAUAUGAGAAGUAUAAUCUAAUGAACAAAAUUUUCCACUAAGAGGCUUUAUUAAAAAAAGUCUUAGCAUUUACUUUACAAUGACCUUGAACUAGAAACGUCCUGAUAGGAUCUAAAUAACCCAAUAUUUGUUUUACGGUAAUGUUGAACCCAUAGUUUAUUUUUACAGGCACUGUGCUGAUAAAACCUGUCUCAUGAUUG
This is a messenger RNA of Mesoplodon densirostris (Blainville's beaked whale), 3192 nucleotides long. RefSeq names its product zinc finger protein 165 (gene ZNF165). Bases 243 to 1700 code for a protein of 485 amino acids. Gene Ontology annotation, molecular function: DNA-binding transcription factor activity, RNA polymerase II-specific; RNA polymerase II cis-regulatory region sequence-specific DNA binding. The transcript is spliced from 4 exons. Gene Ontology annotation, biological process: regulation of transcription by RNA polymerase II. Lineage: Eukaryota; Metazoa; Chordata; Mammalia; Artiodactyla; Ziphiidae. The record is from RefSeq and is a predicted model, not a curated record.